AUGUCGUACCAAUCAUCGAAAAGAAAUUUGCUGUCCUCGCAAGAACUUUUUUAUAACUCUCCUGAAAAUACAAAAAUAUCGGCUAGCUCAAUUGCAAAAUCUGCAAAUAAAUAUAGAAGCCCAGAUUCAACACCAGUGAGAACAAGAUGCCACAGUUCAAAUGCAUUUAAACCUUCUUUGCCUAAUGAAAUUCCGAAAGAAGUUACAUGCUUUGAAUUAUUAUCAACGGAUGACUCUGACGUGAAAACCUUUUCUCAGCAGAGCCCAGUCCCAUCUUGCCAAUCCCGCUUACAUCGAAUAGAAAAAAUUGAUAAUUUAAUAGACAAGUUCAAAAGAGACAUAAGUGCCCAUUCGUUAAGGACUUUUGAUCAUGAUAGACGAUAUUCACCUAUAAAAUCAUACUCAGAAGACAAGAAAAAAAUUUUAAUCUCCGCGGAAAAGAAAAAUCGCGAGCUUAGGAAGAGGCUUAAAAUACUAGAAGAUUCAGCUGAAGAAAAAAUCCAGGCAGAAAAUAAGCAUCUUUUAGACUAUUUAUCGAGCAAUUUAGAGUCAAGGAGAGUUCUGGAAGAAGAAAUAAAAGCUCUAGAAAAAAUUAACAUGGAAUUAGAAAACACUCCUCAGCAUCUUAAUGAAGAAGAAUUAAAUGAAAAAAAUAAAGAAUUAAAGAUGCAAAGCCAUUUUUUAGCAAAGCAGCUGAAAGCCCUGCAGGAAACAAAAAUUUCUCCAAGCGAUUACAAUUUGUUUUUAGCAGAGCUAAAAACUUUGGAAACUACACAAGAAGCACUUAUCAUUGAAAAUGAGUUACUGAAAAAACAGCUAUUUACUACUAAAAAAGAAGAUGUCACUCAGCUUAGUAUAAAAAAUGAAAUUGAGACUCAUUCAAAGGAAAUUUCUUUUAUCCAUAAAGAGAUUACUCUAUUAAAAAACAUUGCUGAAAGUAUUCUUACAGGGAAAAGCGUUAGCUUAGGGUUGCUUUUAGGUUCAAAGCAACAGACAGAAUAUAAUGAUGACAAAGAUAUUACCGAAAGUAUCGCUGCUAUUAAAAACGAACUUUCUAGUAUAAGCUCAUUAAUUUGUGAAAUUCAAUCAGAAAUCCCGACUAAAAACUGUGCAGUACAUUAA
Molecule: messenger RNA, 1122 nt
Organism: Blepharisma stoltei
Lineage: Eukaryota; Ciliophora; Heterotrichea; Heterotrichida; Blepharismidae
Source: the annotation of a GenBank genome assembly